Molecule: messenger RNA, 1110 nt
Organism: Strongyloides ratti
Lineage: Eukaryota; Metazoa; Nematoda; Chromadorea; Rhabditida; Strongyloididae
Product: Coiled-coil domain-containing protein 149-A family-containing protein
Exons: 3
Coding region: 1-1110 (369 amino acids)
Source: RefSeq, a predicted model, not a curated record
AUGAAUGGAAAUAUUAAUUAUAAGACGAUUGGUGUUACAUUGGAUAGAAAUGGUAAAGUACAUAUUUCAGAAGAUAAUGUAAAAAAAUUAUGUAAUGAGUUAGAAUAUUUUGGUAGAAAAAUACAUUCAAAAACACAAACAAUAUUAAAAAUUUCUCAAGAUUUAUCUUUAGCUCAUUCUAAAUUAGAAAUAAGUGAAAAAAAUUGUCAAAAAUUAGAAAUUGAUAUCAGAAAAGAAAAUGAAUUAAUAGAAGGAUUAAGAAAGCAAUUUGAAAAAGAUUACUCAAAAAUUCGUGAUAAAUGUAAUCAAUUAGUAAAAGAAAAAGAAAAUUUUAAAAAAGAAAAAGAAUAUUUGUUAAAAGAAAAUGAUCAGUUGAAGGAUGAGAUUAGAAAUUUAAGAAAAGAUUGUCUUGGGUAUAGGCAGAAGAUUGCUAAAUUAGAAGUAAAAGAAAUUGGUAAUGAAGAUUAUAAAGAAAAAUCAUUUGAAAUUGAAAAAUUUAAAAAACAAAGUGAAGAAUUAAAAAAUGAUGUUAGUGUAUUGUUAAGUGAUAAAGAAGAAAUAAUUAAAGAAAGAGAUUCAAUGAAAGAAAAAGUUGAAAGAUUAUCACAAGAAAUUAUUUACCUUCUUAACGGAGAUCCAAAGGCAAUAGAUGAAGAUAUUGAUCGUGUACUUGCUGAUAACAGAAUAAUGAAAGCUCAACUUGAAAAUAUGAAACAAGAAAGAGGAAUGGCAAAGGCUACUUUAAAAAAAUAUAAAAAUUUACUAGGAAGAAAUUCAUAUGUAGAUGAUGGAGAAACUUAUGAUUGUCAGAUGGAAGAUUUUUUUCCAAAUAGAGAUACUAAAAUAAUUACAUUUAAACAAAUUAAAGAAAUUUUAGGUUCAUCAGGAGAUGGAGUAACAGAAGACGACUACAAAACAUUAACUCAAUUACUUGUAGAUUAUUGUAAUGAUAAAAAAUUAGCUUUAACACAUCAAAGAAAUGCAAAUAAAAUUUUAGCUAAAAAAGUUUCUGAAAUGGAAUUAAAAAUAAAAAGUUUAGAAAAAAGUAGAGAAAAAAUUUGUAAAUCUCCAAAUAAAGAUUUUCUUAAUGAAUUACUAUUGAAAAAAUAA